Schistosoma guineensis is the source of this 2839-nucleotide messenger RNA. The record is from the annotation of a GenBank genome assembly. Lineage: Eukaryota; Metazoa; Platyhelminthes; Trematoda; Strigeidida; Schistosomatidae.
CACGGCUGGCAACAACAUAUACACCUGCCUACACGAAAUCACAACAUUCUUGACUUGAUAUUCUGUCAUAGUGUCACACCAACAUCAAUGGUGGUUAGCGAAAAGUUUCACAACAGCGAUCAUAAAAUAGUCCUCUGCACCCUUCCGAUUCUUGCCAUAUGCAACAAAUUAAAGACAUUAAAAACGCGAUUCCAAUAUAGAGACUAUGCAAACGCUGACUGGGAAAACUUUCGAUUUCUAAUAAAGCACUCUGACUGGGGCAGUUUCUUUACCAGUAAUAACCUCUUAGAAACAUUAGAAAUAUUCAAUAUCACCACCAAAUCUGCACUAGACACCACUAUACCCUCUAAAAUUGGUUUUAAAACAGUUACUCCCUAUAUAAACCAAAAGACUAGGUCUAAACUGAGAAAACUGAAAAGGAUGUACUAUAUAUCAAAAGACUUCAGUGCCCUGCACCAGAUAUACUCUGUACUUGACGGAGUACAAAGUCAACACAACAAGCAUAAACAGGUAGAGGAACGUACUGCGCUCGCUGCUGCAUCUAAAGCCCAAGCCCUAUGUCGUCUCCUCACGAAACGCAUAAGAAAGAACACAGACAACAACAUUCACUCCUUACUGCACGAUGGAGUAACGUAUAAUGACCAAACCGUCAUAUGUGAACUAUUAAGUGAAUGGUUUUCUCACAAUGGGAAUACAUCUGAUGCCCCAGAUAUCGACAUAAAGUGCACCGGCAAAAACUAUCUUAGUACCAUAAACUUCGACAUUAUGAGUAUACAUACCGCCAUUAAAACCCUUAAACCAAAUGCGAGUUCUGGUGCCGAUGACAUCCCUUCAAUCGUUUAUAAAAUGUCAGGGCCGGACAUACAGACGCUACUACUCAAAAUAUACACAUUAUCUUUAGAGACAGGUACAUAUCCGGAAACCUGGAAGGUAACGUAUGUUCUACCCAAACACAAAUCCGGACCGAGAAACCUGGUAGAAAACUACAGACCUAUAAAUAUCACUCCAGUCAUAUCACGCAUAAUGGAAAAAGUGAUACAAAAUCAACUAUCUGAUCACCUACUCAAGGAAGAUCUAAUAGACCCGUCACAACACGGCUUCAUUAGAACAAGGUCGUGCAGUACAUGCCUGAUAGACUUCUUUAACGAGGUUACUCGUAUGCGUGACCAGAAGAAACUAGUUAUUAUACUAUACUUCGAUAUUAAGAAAGCCUUUGGUAAAGUACCUCAUAAUCUUCUAAUCAACAGACUGAAGUCAGUUGGAAUUAUAAAUCCCCUUUUGCAAUGGAUCAAGUCUUUUCUUACGAACAGAUAUCAAAUAACCAAGAUUAACUCUAAUACAUCUACACCUCGACCGAUAACCAGUGGUGUUGUGCAGGGUAGUGUCUUGGGUCCAUUGCUCUAUAUGAUCUACAUCAACAAUAUAUGCAGGUGUUUCAGCACAGGUAAGACCUACCUCUAUGCCGAUGACUUAAAAGUCAUCUAUAAAACUGACAUUUGCGAUUUACGCAGUACUAUGCAAACAAUCCAACAUGAACUCAACAUGGUAGAUGACUGGUGCAAACGCUGGAGGUUAGAGCUCAACAUAGAGAAAUGCGGCUGGUUAUGUAUAGGAGACACGUCUCUUAAAAUGAAACUAACAAUUAGCGAUCACGCACUCCCCAGACUGGCAUCAGUAACUGACCUAGGGGUACAUUAUUCACACAGUCUUAAUUUCUCUGAACACAUCUCAGCCAAAGCAUCCAAAAUGCGGAAAUUGCUUGGCUUCAUUCUCCGUAAUUUCUAUCAAAAUGAAUCUAAAAUCCUUCUUUACAAAGUUUGUGUAAGACCUAUCGUUGAAUACUGCUCGUUCUUAUUUUCCAACCUACGUCUAUCUGAUAUACUAAAGGUGGAAGGAAUACAACGAGACUUCACCCGCAAAAUACUUAAGACUGGCUCGGUCAUUGACUACAGUUCUCGAUGCCAAAUCUUAGGAAUAGCACCCCUUUGGGAGAGAAGGCUUAGGUCUAAUUUGAUUCUCUACUUCAAACUACUCAAAAACCUUACUUACUCAACAUGUCAGAUAAUUCUUGCCCGAGAUUCACAUGAAUACGAACUUCGAAACAAAGUAUCUACGGUCAAAGUUGAGAAAUACAGAUCAAAAACUCGGGAAAACUUCUUCCUCACCAAGUAUGCAAUAAUAUGGAACAGUCUUCCUUCCGAGACUCGCAUGGCGGAUGAACUACAUACGUUUGUGAAACUGCUUGAUCAAGCCCUCACUCGCACUGAUCUUGCACGUACGAACACAUCUGCACCCCACUCAGACAUCAUAGGCUCUCUCCAUGUCUAGACCAAAAUGGACUUCAAGUUCAGUUUGCCUUAUUUUUCCUACUUUGCAGUUGUAUUAAUUACUUUUUCCACCCCAUUUCUUCACUUGAAGUAGACAGGUAACUCACUGGACCUAUCAUUACUGUCAAACUAAACUCGGUCGAUAAGGGACAAUCACUACCACCCUAAAAAGUCAAGAGGACCCGACAAUCGGCUGCCUACUACCAGUGGUCUUGCAUCUAUGGAACCUGUUACCAAUCAACUGGUUAAGACAACAGAAAAUAACAUCAGCACCAAGUUACUAAUCUUGCUCUGAGAGCACAACUAUGAAACUUCUGACGUUUGGAGCAAACGUAACGUACGCGUCCUCUCAAGGUCAUAGUUUACAGCAAGCGCUCUACGAUCUCACUUUAUAACAACUAUAAACUUAAUAAGUUGGGAAGCACUUUGCGAACCAACAAAUAUUGUAAUUUAUAGAUCAUGCCUGUAAAAACGGUGUGUAACUGCACAUGCAGAAAUAUAUUAUUAUUGGC